Dermacentor silvarum is the source of this 3001-nucleotide messenger RNA. RefSeq names its product LIM domain kinase 1-like. NCBI's taxonomy places the organism in Eukaryota, Metazoa, Arthropoda, Arachnida, Ixodida, Ixodidae. Gene Ontology annotation, cellular component: cytoplasm; nucleus. The transcript is spliced from 12 exons. Gene Ontology annotation, molecular function: ATP binding; protein binding; protein serine/threonine kinase activity. Gene Ontology annotation, biological process: protein phosphorylation; actin cytoskeleton organization. Bases 370 to 2292 code for a protein of 640 amino acids. The record is from RefSeq and is a predicted model, not a curated record.
CUGUGCGUGUGCGCGCGCGUCACACUUCCCUAGGAAUUUAAUCUCAGUUGUCCACGUCGCCCUCUGUACAUUCUUUGCGUAGUGCGCAUCUGACGGCACCGCCGAAUGGGAUGUUCCGCGCUCUUUCUCUGAAGCCCUUUGCGCCCAGUUCCGCUCCCCGUUAACUUUGUCGUUUCUCGGUGUUUUCAACUAUUGUGCAAUGCAGACUGUUAUCUCAAUUUUGUGAUGUCAAAUUUCCUGUCACAAGUAGGCGUCGUGAAAAGCUCAACUAGAAGUUGAACUAGAAGUCAGCCGUGAGCAGGUGCUUUCAGCCACGACUGAACGGGAUUGGUUUCGCUUUUUGUUAGGCCAUGUGCACUUUCUCAUGUGAUGGCAUUGAACAGCAGUUUCGUUGACAGCAUGUGCUCCGUGUGUGAUGUUUCCUUGAACAGCUGGUACUUUGAGAAGGAUGGGAUGCUGUUCUGCAAGAGUGACUACCUGUCUAACUACGGCGAGGUGUGCCAAAAUUGCUCAGAGAUUAUUACUGGCCCAGUCAUGGUUGCAGGAGACCACAAAUUUCAUCCCGAGUGCUUCUGCUGUGCAAGCUGUAAUGCAUUUAUUGGGGAUGGAGAUGCAUAUGCUUUAGUAGAGCGUUCCAAGCUUUAUUGUGGGCCUUGCUACCGGCAUCACAUGCAGCCACUGAGUCAACGCAGUGUUCUGAGUGGGCCGCAGCCCCACAGCAUCCAGUUGCUUGAGAUUCCAGCCAGCGGAGGGGCACGCAGCAUCAAACUGGGCUCGCCUUGCCUUGGCCGUCACGGAGUCCACAUCACUGACUUGGAUGUUAGCCCAGACCUCAUGGCGUUGCACAUUGGCGACAAGAUCCUUGAAGUCAACGGCACACCUCUCAGCAGCCAAUCACUGGAAGAGGUCGAAGAACUCAUCAAGUCAACAAACAAGGUGCUGCAGCUGACCAUUGAGCACGAUCCUAGCAAUGUCUCAAGGUGUCCUCUGCUCUGUCCUCCCAGAAGAAAAGCUUUGAGCGACAAGGAAAGGCGGUACAAAAGAAAGGAUGAAGGUACCGUUGGCACAAGUGGCAUGCGGUCACGCCAGCUCAAGAGGUCCAGUGGUGGCAGGGAGCGCUCGUCUUCUCUUCCACGUCUGCUAGUCAGUGAUUCAACGGCAUGUGGCAGCCAGCCAUCUUAUGACCUCAGUCGAACCAAGUCAUUCCGCAUUGAGCCAAAGAACCAGAGGAUUUUUCGGGCAUCUGACCUGGUCCAAGGAAAGCUCUUGGGAAAAGGCUUCUUUGGCCAAGUGUACCUGGUGACCCAUCGUGAAACUGGGGAGGUGAUGGUGGUCAAAGAGCUCCAUCGGCUAGAUGAGGAGGCCCAGCGCAACUUCCUCAAGGAGGUGGCCGUGUUGCGUUCUCUGCACCAUGAAAAUGUGCUGCGCUUCAUUGGGGUGCUGUACCGGGACAAGCGUCUGCAUCUGGUCACUGAGUAUGUGAGUGGAGGAUCCCUGCGCAGCCUGCUUCACGACUCGAGCGAGCCUCUGCCUUGGUUGCAGAGGUUGCGCCUGGCCAGAGACAUCGCUGCAGGAAUGUGCUAUCUUCACUCUAUGAACAUCAUUCACAGAGAUCUGAACUCGCACAACUGCCUUGUCAAGGAGGAUCAUACGGUUGUAGUGGCUGACUUUGGGCUGGCUCGUGUCAUGAGCGACCCCAGUGUGGCGGGGAUCGGCCGCAGGAGCAGCACUGGUGCCAAGCGUACCUCAGGCGGUGGUGUUGGAGCAGGCAGCAAGCGGCUCGAGCGCAAGAAACGCUACACUGUAGUGGGUAACCCAUAUUGGAUGGCGCCCGAGAUGAUGACCGGGAAACUGUACGACGAGAAGGUGGACCUUUUCUCCUUUGGUAUCGUCCUCUGUGAGAUCAUUGGCAGGGUGCAGGCUGACCCUGACUACUUGCCCCGAAGCAAUGACUUUGGCCUUAACACUGUUGUGUUCAAAGAGAAGUUUUGUGCAAGCUGUCCGGAGCCUUUCUACCGCAUUGCCUUCUUGUGCUGCGACGUUGAUCCAGAAAAAAGGCCACCAUUUGAGCUGCUUCAGAAAUGGCUGGAAGGAAUAUCUCUGCACCUUAUAGUGGACAGCCCCCUUCCCAAAGAACUAAUGAGGGACAUAAUUAACUACCAGGGUGCAGUUGUGACCAGCACAGACUCGACACCCGAGUCCAUGACACCGCCUGAGUGCCGACGGUCUCCCCUGAGAACCAUCAGUGAGCAGGCAUUGGAUUCGCCACGGUCAUCACUGGAGCUGGACUAAAUUGCUGCACUCUGGUACUUCACCCCAGUGUUUCAUCAUAGUGCUCACUUUAGCUCUGUACAUCAUAAGUGUUUGUGGAACUGAACUAUAGAUAUGUUGUGUGCUUUGCCCGUGCAAAAAUGUCUGUUUUCUGAGAUAGUGGAAGGCUGACCAUGGGCGUCAGUUAAUUGAAUGAUGUGCCCUUCUAUGUUUCUUUUUUUUAACUGUUGCCUCAUGUUUUUGAUGAGUUUGUGCAGGAUGCGUAUAUUCAGUUAGGAUGUAUUUGUUGUCUUCAUUCUUAGCUUGGUUAUCCUUUGCAUCACAGUGAUGCAUGGCAAUUAAGCAAGAAUGUAUGAGGCAAGUGUUGUCCAUGCAUGUUUCAAAUGACAACCAAACAUAAAACUAGACUUAUUCAGUUUGACAAAUGGACACCUUCUUAAACACAGCUGUCAUAGAUUUACCAAUGUUAUGACUUCCCGCUGCCCAACCAGUGCUGCAGUGCCAUUUUUAACUGGAUGAGUUGGUACAAGUUCACAGAAACGGGAAAACACAAAACCACAACGGACAGAGAGAGAAGUUACAAGUUCUGAACACCGAAUCCCUGUACUUCUCUUGUGCCUUUGCAGUGCUUUUUUUUUUUUUUUUUAAAGCAGUACUGUCAGAUACCAGCAUAAAAGAAUUCGUUGAAGUUGCUCCUACAACAUAGCUUUGAGCGCCAGACAGCUAAUGC